Molecule: messenger RNA, 8740 nt
Organism: Macrobrachium nipponense
Lineage: Eukaryota; Metazoa; Arthropoda; Malacostraca; Decapoda; Palaemonidae
Product: serine/threonine-protein kinase tousled-like 2
Exons: 18
Coding region: 427-3744 (1105 amino acids)
Biological process (GO): chromosome segregation; peptidyl-serine phosphorylation; intracellular signal transduction
Cellular component (GO): nucleus
Molecular function (GO): protein serine/threonine kinase activity; ATP binding
Source: RefSeq, a predicted model, not a curated record
GCACGUCGGAAUCUGUGUAAGCCUCGUUGCGCUGUGCUCAGGCCGCUGGGAAGGCUAGAGCAACCCACAGUUUUCGUCCUUCGUUCUCGGUUGUCACGCCCUUAGCGGUGCGUCUCGCCCCUGCAAAUUGAAGCCAGAAGCAUAAACUGUCAUCUUUGUGCGGUGGCCGUUGUUUAAAGUGAAGCUGAAGCUUAUAAAUGAAGUGAAAACGAGACCCGAUGUGUACGGGCGGCGGCGGUAGUGGGGUUGCGGCGGGAGGUCUGCUGCGGCCAGCUAUCCCAACUUAGCACAAAACCUAAACAACUAAGUGUCUCGUGUUGUGUUCGAUAAGAAAACCUACUGAGGAAUAUAGUUACCUAUUUAAACCUUUACAUUUUAAUUCAGUGUGUGUGAUUUUUGCUUGGAUUUUACUCUGCUGCUGCUGUGAUGUGGAGGAAGCAGCCAAGUUCGUCCACCACCAUCUACCACAACACCUAUUAUCAUGUCAGUUCUGUGCCAACAUCUCCACUUCCACAACUCGAUGGUGCGGUGACUGGCAUUAAGAUGGAGCAGUUCAGUGUCCUGGAUCCUCGUAAACAAGAGCUCCUGGAAGCACGGAUCGGAGGAGGCAGGGUAAUGGACCCCCAUUUUUUGCUUUCAUCAGAGCGUAUCGAGCAUGUGGAAAAUGUGAAAAUUGGCUCUUGUAAUACCCAAAUUACACCUCAUAGUAGUUCAAGUGCAUUAGGAAGCACACCUGUCAUGAAGGAAGAUCCUAACUCUCCUGCAUUGAGGUUAGAAUCCUCCUCAUGUGGGUCUGGUUCACAGACCCACUGUGCCCCUGUGCCAAAUAGCUUAGGCAUUGGGUAUACUGCUCAGCCCCAGGACAAUGUGCAGCUAACAUCUUUGUCAGAACCUCGUUUAGGCCCUAGUGAUUCUGCGUGUAAUUCCAAAGUUAAUUCUACGGCUGGGGCAACCCAUGGUCUUCCAGGGCAGCGGCAUCAGCAGCAACAGAAGCAGCAUCAUCUUCAUCCGAUGUAUGUGAUGGGAGCAGAAAAUCCCCCCGGCAGUCAAGAGGUAACUCAUGCCAUCCCUGAAAGUGGCUACAGAAACAUUGAGGCCUUAGGCACUGGUGUCCCACAGUGCAGUGUACCUGACAGUGAAGGCCAUCAUUCCCUUGAAGCGGUCAAGGCCCGUUUGCCUCAGCCGUAUGAUAUUCAUUCUGUCUCAUAUAAUUUUUGUGAAUCCCAGAAUAAGUGUCCUGUGGUAGGAUUGAUUGACUUGGAUCAGUCAGACAACAACCUCUCAAAGCUGCAACAAAGGAAGACAUCAAAAGCCAUGUGGUCCCUUACACCUCCCAGGGGUGGUGGCCGAGGGGGUUCCAGGGUGACUGGGGAAGUGGCGAGGUUAGGAGCCAGGGCAGACCUCCCUGCACACCUGAAUCUAGAGGCAGGGAGACUAGAGAAGGUCCACUUAGGGGGGAGUAGCCCUAGCACUCCCACAUCUACUCAGCCCCCUACUUCCAUGUCCUCAGGGUCAGGGACUCAGUCAUUGAUAUUUGAGAGGCAAGACUCCAACUUAAGCACCGGCUCAUCUGAUCGGGAAGAAAGCACUAGUCCUGAAAAAGCUCAGCAGCGAACACCUUCUGACCGAAAAAGAAAAAGGAAAAGUACCAAUUCUAACCAAGGGCAGAGUGAUGAAGGUGGAGGGGGUGCAGCCCCUAAGAUGAGUAGAGCGUCAGAUUCAAAGAAAAUCAACGAAUAUUUUAAUAAACAAACCACACCCUUAACGACUAAUUCACCCCACAGACAUUCUGGCGCGAAAAGUCCAUCCCCUCAAACACAUUUGGGCCAUAUGACUGGUCAUAGUGGUGGUCUAGGCGAUCCACUUGUAGGGCUUAUGCCCCCUCCUCGAGGUGUGCCAGUGACCCACCGUGCUACCCAAAGUGAUAUUACGUAUCGUCAGGUUGAUGAGAUGGAGAGUAGGGCGUCUAUGGAUAUGGAGGCAAAGAAUUCAAGAAUUGAUAAUUUGCAAUGUACAAAUGAAGAAUUAUCGAGACAGCUCCAAAGUCAGAGUAAACUAAUUGAACAAAAACAGUUGCAAAUAAAUAAAUGUAUAGAAGUUGUUAAAAAACUUUUAAUAGAAAAAAGCAAUAUAGAGAAAAAAGAAGCGAGACAGAAAUGUAUGCAAAAUCGGUUAAGGCUUGGCCAGUUUGUUACGCAAAGAGUUGGAGCAACGUUUCAAGAAAAUUGGCAAGAUGGUUAUGCCUUCCAGGAAAUCACAAAACGGCAAGAGGAACUACAGUCCGAGAGAGAGGAGAUAGAUCGGCAAAGAAAGCUCCUCUUGAAAAGGAAACCUAAUGAGUCGGGUAGCAACACGCGAAAACGGGGCUCAAAUAGUCAAAACCAGUCUUUAAAUCUUCCAAAUGGUCUUGGAGACCAUGAUCACCGGGACCUGACUAUUCAAGAGUAUUAUGAAUCUGAAGAAAUAUUGAAGUUAAGGCAAACAGCACUUAAAAAAGAGGACACAGACCUUCAGCAGGAAAUGGAGAAACUAGAGAGAGCGAGAAAUUUACACAUUAGGGAACUUAAAAGGAUCCAUAACGAGGAUCAGUCCAGAAUUCUUCAAUCCCAGUCUUCUCCACGCAAUCCUCAUGACAUGAGGUGGUUUGGUGGUAUCAGCCAAGCUGCCAGAUGCUUGCAUCUUUCUAAACCCCUGACAGAGUUCAACAACCAUCCUGUGCUUAACGACCGAUAUCUCUUGCUCAUGCUACUAGGCAAAGGGGGAUUUUCAGAGGUUCACAAGGCCUUUGAUCUAAAAGAACAGCGAUACGUAGCUUGUAAAGUCCAUCAGUUAAAUAAGGAAUGGAAAGACGAUAAAAAAGCUAACUAUAUCAAACAUGCUAUUAGAGAAUAUAACAUUCAAAAAAAGUUAAAUCAUCCGAGGAUAGUCAAAUUAUACGACGUAUUUGAAAUUGAUGCCAAUAGUUUUUGUACAGUUCUUGAAUAUUGUGAUGGGCAUGACCUUGACUUCUACCUGAAACAGCACAAGACAAUUCCCGAGCGAGAAGCUAGGUCGGUAAUUAUGCAGGUGGUAUCUGCGCUGAAGUACCUGAAUGAAAUAAAACCUCCAAUCAUUCAUUAUGAUUUAAAACCAGGGAACAUCUUAUUAACUGACGGUAAUAUCCUAGGUGAGGUCAAGAUCACAGAUUUUGGCCUUUCAAAAGUAAUGGAUGAAGAUAGUUACCAUCCUGAUUAUGGGAUGGACCUCACUUCUCAGGGCGCCGGUACCUAUUGGUACCUGCCACCAGAGUGCUUCAUAGUCGGCAAGACGCCACCCAAGAUUUCUAGUAAAGUUGAUGUAUGGUCGGUUGGAGUUAUUUUCUACCAGUGCCUAUAUGGGAAAAAGCCCUUUGGUCACAACCAAAGUCAGGCUACGAUUCUCGAAGAAAACACCAUAUUGAAAGCCACUGAUGUGGCUUUCCCUCCUAAACCUGUCGUCAGCAAUGAGGCCAAACAAUUUAUAAGAUGUUGUCUGGCGUAUCGUAAGGAAGAUCGGAAUGAUGUUCUUACCUUGUCUUCGAAUCCUUACUUGUCUCCACCACUUCCGAAAAGCGGUCGUCAGUCGGCUAACAGUCAGCAGCAGGCAGCAGCCGCAGCAUCGGCUGUAGCCCAGGCUGCUGCCGCUCAACAGCAGCAACAGGCAGGCCUACCUUUCUCAACAGGUUUGCUAGGCCUUGGGAACUUACACUCUUCAACCAGUUCAUAAUGAAACGUUCCUCACUGUAGGGGGCACGUCCAGCCCCCCCAGCAUCCCCCUGUGUCGCCGUCCCCCAAACCAUGAGAUGAAUUCUGUUUGCCCUCUUACCUUUUUUCAAGGUAAUUGCUCUUUCCUCCCCCCAUACCCGUUGUCAGAGACGCUGUGUGGUUCAUCAACCUGUUAGUGAUCUAUGAUUUGAUCAACAGCUGCUGUUCAUUUUCUCUAGCUUUCAGUUAUUCAGUUAAAUGUUAAUUUAUUCUAAACUUGUUUUCAUGACAACUGUUGAAAUUUGUAUUCCUAAUGUCUGGUUUGGAAAAACUGAAAAAUAGCUGUGAUGAAUGCAGCAGGAGAGGAGUUAUUCAAGUCCUAUAGAUGAUAAUCCCUCAUUGAAAUACCGUAUGGGUAGGGUGGCAACUUUUGACAAAUCAUGGUAAAAAGGGAGAAGGCCCCUGUGUACCAGUGAAGGGUGGAUGGGGGGUAUGAGGCUCAACACAGUUCCCGUGUUCCUACUUUUGCUGCCGGAGCUACCGACCGUCUCUGUCUGGUCCCAUGACGAGGGACUGUCAGCGCAACAGUGAAUUGUUGUGAUGGUGGUGCCGUUGGGCAGCUCUUAAGUAUAUUCCAUUUUCAAGUUUUUUCAAAAAGAGCUCUAUGCUAGUAACUAAAGCCAAAGGUGACAAUAUAUUGUAAAGUAUGCCCACCAACUUUCAUAAAAAAAAAUGUCGUGUUUUGUGAUAUUGUAGAGCAGCGAUGGUUGGUGUAGUGGGGAGAACAAAAAUAUGGACGCAGCAGAUGAGUUCGGAUGGUUACAAACAAAGAACUAUUGAUAGUGUGAUGCUCCAUUCCGAAACAUCAACCAUUGCUGGUGGUUUAGGGUUGAGUGGAAAUGAAAAUUUUCUGUUACUCCCGUAACUCUCUCUCUCGUGAGUGGCGAUGGCGAACGGGUAAGACAGUAAGUUGUCAUGAGCCACCACUGAUGUGAUAUUGCGUAGAAGGCAAAACCUCUUGUGUUUCCGGCUUAGAGGUGUGCAGGUUGUGGAGAUUUUGCAGCAGCAGCAGCAGCAACCGUUUAGCCAGAUGUGAUAUAUACAUAUAUAUAUACACUGUACAGUGUACUCUAUACCAUUCUAGGAAGAGAAACUUUAUUAAUAAAUUAAUUGUCAUCUGCUUUCCCAGACAGUAUGUGUUACUUGCAGACACUUACAUUUUGGGAUGCUGCCUUUGGAGGAGAAUGAAGCUAAAAAAAAUAAGUAAAAUUGAAGAAUGAAACUCGUAAAAACUGCAGAAAUAUCCAGACUGCAGUUCUUCAGGAAAGAAAUGUGUAAAAUUAUGGAGCAUUUUCUUCUUGAGCGUCAUGUUCCUCAAAAUCUGUUUUAUGAUUAUGAACUGUUGGAUAUUAAAAAACAGUAAUAACAAUUGUCAGAAUCUACUGAAGUGGGAAAAAAAUUCUGCUAGUUUUUGAACUGCAAAAGGUUGGUGCUACAGAUGUUUUGAGAAAAAAAUCAUAUUGUAUCAUAAUUUUCUCCUGGAGUGAAAUCCCAGGAGGAAACAAAGUUGAAAAUUCCUUCCCUCGGUGAACAACACACGCAUACAAGUAGCUACAUUUAUGUACAUUUUUACUUCAAUUCAUCUCUGGCCACAAGUGCCAUGGUUGCUCUGUGGUCACCAUGGCAACCCAGUGUUAGUUUUUGGAUCACCACAAUUGAUCAGUAGGAAAGGUAUGACUACCUGAGUUUUAUAUGGAAAUCAAACUUACGUUGCAUAUCUUCAGAAAAAUCCAGGUUCAUUUCUUUUAAAAAAAUAGUUUGAAUUUGUGGUGGUCAUCUGUUAAAAUUUUAAUCAAGGUUGAGAAUCCAUUUUACAUAGUCACAUUUGAGCUGAGAAGAAAAUGGAAAAUUUCUGACUUGUUUAUCAUUGUUUUUUUUUACCAUUAUAGUUUACAAAUGGUUCAGUAUACUUGCACUGUUUAUACAAUUGAAAUUUUUUUCAGUCUUAGUAAUGAGUUUUUAUUGAGUUUCUAGUUUAUGUUUUUGUGCAUGAAUAAAUUUAUAUAUUUGGGUCUGUAUUAAUGUUGUAAAUUGGAAUUGAUUUUGUAGUGAAGUAUGAAAUUUAGCUGUAAAAUUGAUUUGGGUAACAAACACCAGGUGACAAAGCAAUAGUUGGUAUUUUGGAUACCUUCUCUAGUUGUGAAAAAGUGAAGGUUAAAAUUGAAAGUCCGGUUACGAACAUAAAAACCUAGCCUGCUUAGCCUCGCAGAAGCCUCGUGUGUGUAUAUACAUACUGUAUAUAUAUAAAUAAUAUAUAUGUCUGUCUAUAUCUAUAUAUAUAUUUGGUCUGUGUUUUAAGGCUACUUAAGAACAUUUAAUUCUUGUGGCUGUCUCUCCUACACUUCCCCUUUUGCCUUCAUAAAGAAUGACAGCUUUACUAAAAUGGGUUGAAGAUUGUCUCUCACCAAGUCAGGUUAAGGUUUAGUUGUUUAUCCCAUUACAAGUUUUGGAGUCAUAAAAUAUAUAACAUUAACAAGCAAAGUGAAGUAGAGAAAUAUAGAGUAUGGCCUUAAUAUUAACAUAAAGUUCUGUACGUCACACUGAGCGUUCUUAUCCAUAUAAAGUAUACUGGAAGCAAAUCCAUGUAGGGUAUUACGAUAUUUAUUGGAAUCAGUGGUUUUUUUAACUGAUUCACUUGACAUGAUUUAUGGCACAGUACUUCAAAAGUAACGUUAAUACUCUUAGUUUGUUUUUAAACUAAGCCAUUUGGCAUUUUUGGUUUUAUUAUGAAUAGAGAUUUUUAAACUAAACCAGUUGGCAUUUUUGGUUUUAUUAUGAAAAAAUAUAGAUGGUGGUUAUUAUUGCUGGGAUAGCUAGACUGUUCUUGAUGGUGAAUGACAAUUGGAAGUGCCCCAUUAUUGUGAAAGUUGCAUUUGAAAGGCUCUUGACCAUUGGGUUCCCUUUACUAUUUAUAUGUUGCAAAUUUUAGAAUAUUGGGUGGACUACAUCUCAUGGAAAUCCAGAGGUGGUUGCGCAGGGGUUUGGGAGAUCUGGUGAUUUGGCCAUUCUGCAUGUGUAGGUUAUGCAGAUAUUAAUCUAUAUGGAAGUGUACUCUUGGAUAUUAUUAUUUACCCCAUUGUACUGUACUGUAUAUAGGACUAUUUCAGUCUGGGACGUUGAGUGACAGGCGCAUGCCACUUCAUUUGCUUUGUUGUGGUAAAGAACUGAGUCUUCCAUUUCAGAGGAGUUACGUGGAAUCUGUUAAGUUUGCAAAGAACGUUGCUGUUAUAAAAAGGUUUCUAUUUCCUAGGAAGAUAGUUUCAAGAUUAGAAAUGUUUCAUUGAAAAUUUUUCUGUAUUGAUUUUUUUUCUCCCAACUUGCAAUUUUUGUUUUGUACAUAUACUAUUCAAUAAUUCAAUAUUUGUUUUAUUGCUAACCAAAUUAAAUUUUACAUUAAACCAAUACUUAUGGAAAUAGUGGAGUCAAGUGAAAAAAAAAAUAAAAAGGAAAUCUGGUGAGAGCAGUACAUUUAUGGUUUGAAUGAAGGGCUUCAUGUUUUAAAAGUUUUUUUUUUUUAUUUAAAUUGUAGAAUCUUACCCUUGGUUAAGGAACUUAUAGCAGUACUACAUAGUAAAUUCUGCCAUUCCUCACAGGGGUUGGUAACAUGCAGGUAAUAAGGAGGUUCAGGCACUGGUGAAAAUUAAUAUUCGAACUUUGAGAUGUGCUGAAAGUUACAGUAUAUGAAUUAGUUUCCUUAUAACAAUUAUUAUCUAGUCAGUACAGUUGCUGUGGCUUUGGUUACAAUCUUUUUCUUUACUAUUACAACUUACCUGUCUACUUCUCUCUGUUAGAUUGAAGAGAAUUUGGUUCAUGGGAAGUUAACAUGAAUUUAUUAGGUACGUAAUCCCUUUUCUAGGUAAUAGCAAGGGAAACUGUACUGGGGUUACAGUACUAGUUUAGUCACAAGAUAUUAAAUUUGUUUCCAAAUUAAAAAUACUGAUCCUUUUUGUGCCUAUCUGUUUUGUGUAUACAUAUAUAUAUGUACACACUAUUUAAGCCAUUUCUCAUGCAUACUAAGAAUUUUUAUAGUUGCUUAUCAUUUAACAUAAUUUAUGGCACUUUUAAGGAUGUCACAGAGCCUCAAUAUAUGAACUUUUACUACAAGUAAAUUCCUACAUUAUAAUCUUUGUAAUUUCUAAUUGAAUUUAGGUGUCUAUAGCAAUUUCUUAUCAAAUUUAGUCUACGUAUUUACAUUUUUAAUCUUGCAAAAACUACCUCGUCAGCAUCCCCUACAUUUUGUGCCUUCUGUUGGAACUGAUUUGUACCUACCUUAAAAUAUGUUGUAUCCACCAUUAGUUCCAACUUGAGGUAACUGUAAUUUAGUGUUUCUAAGAACAACAAAAUUCUUUUACUUUACUACCCUCCAGCUGCUUUAAUUACCUCAGGACUUUUUACCCUCAUGCUGUUUGUGCAGUUCAUGUUAAAGCAGCACAAGUGUAGUCCUAAGACUUGUCAAAAAGAAUUUGCCACUAUCUUUUUUCUUUGCCUCUUCUUUGAAGCCAGGUGAUACUCACUUGUACUGGUGUGGAUUUUGUUAUGACGUUUAUGUGAUGGUGAUACUUUUUCCUUCUUGCCUCCUCAUUGACGAACAUAUCAAGUAUAGCAGACAUAUUUCUCUUUAGUUUGUUUUAAGGACAAAGCAGUGGUAAAGCUUCACUAGGAAAAUUUGAACGAUUUAGGAUGUACAGUAAUGGCAUAAUUAAUCUGAGGGAAUCUUGUCAGAAUCUGAAACCAGUCAGGGAUGUUCCAUUGUCUUCUUCAGCUCACUCCGGUGUCGUCUUAUUUUUUUUUAUUGAUUUUUUUUUCUUUAGGAUUUUUAUUAUAAGAUUGGUAAGUUGCAGGCAAUGUGAUAGUUAUGCUCUAUACAUGUAAAAUUCUAUAAUGUUAUGUAUAAUGUAAUAAGAUACAUGAAUAAAAGUACUCAGCCAUUUUAUGGCUGAUUUAAUCCUUGGAGUAUA